Molecule: messenger RNA, 1927 nt
Organism: Scomber scombrus (Atlantic mackerel)
Lineage: Eukaryota; Metazoa; Chordata; Actinopteri; Scombriformes; Scombridae
Product: upstream-binding factor 1-like protein 1
Exons: 12
Coding region: 252-1301 (349 amino acids)
Source: RefSeq, a predicted model, not a curated record
GAUACAGGACUUGUUUCCGUAUUAUUUUGCGUGGUGUUUUAGUUCUUCCAACGAAGGUAGCGGUAACAAGAAGUUAUCAGUAGAUUGAUGGUAGGCUGUAUAUCUCCAGGAUAUCGUUCAUAUCGUUCAUUCAGCUAAGUUUGUUUGGUUUGCUGGAGUCACAGGACUGACUCAACAUCUGCAUAUCCAGCCAAUGCACUGAAGAAAUCUGCAGGAUACGUUUUGUUUUUGGAGAAUCUAGUGAAGCUGAAAUGAAGACCAAACAAUCUGAGUGGACCAAGGCAAACCUUCAAAGGCUUCUUGCUACAAUUAAAACCAAUAUCUCAGGCAACGACAGAAUGAGAGUAUUUUACCAAGGAAUAAAGAGUAUAGACUGGGAUGAAGUGGCUUUCCCCCCUUUCUCACCUGAAGCAUGUCAAAAAAAGUGGGAUGAAAUGUCUCGGAAGAUGCGCAAAUUUCGGACCCUCACAGAGCUCAUCGUUGAAGCUGAAGAUGUCAUUUCUGAUCCUAGCCAGAACCAAAAGAUCCAUCCAGAACUCCCGAAAACACCAUUGACACCCUCUGCCAUGUUUUAUAAGGAGAACGUCGCCAAGUUUCAUGAGAAGAAACCAAAACUGAAACAAAGGGAACUAAUGACGUUGGUACUGAAAGAGUACAAGGCACUCCCACGUGAAGAGAAGGCUAAAUAUGUGAAGAAAUACCAGCUUACAAAAGAAGAAUAUGAGAAAAGCAUGGAGAAGUUCAGGGAACAGUAUGAAGAUGCUCCUGUUCAUGGGGAGAAGAGGAAAAAUGUUUCUGAACACAUCCAAAAUGGCAAUAAAAGACAGGCCAAGUCUGGAAAGACAUUUCCUGGUGAGCCAAAGAUGCCCCCUCGGGCUGCCAAUCUAAUCUUCUACAAAGAAAGGUUGAAAAAAACAAACAACAGUAUAGCAAGAACAAGUGAAUACGACAGCAAUAUCCAUCACAUGUGGAAGGACCUCCCUAACAGGGAGAAGGAACGCUACAAGGAGCAAUGCGAUGACCUCUUCAGAAAAUACUCAAAGAAGCUGCAGAAUUGGUUUAAGACGUUGACAACAGCAGAACAGGAAGGCUAUCGGAUCUGUAACCCCAGUAAAUGUAAAUACCUCGAUGACAAACACUUCAAAACUAACAAUACAGAUAUGAACACAAUAUCAGAUUCAGAAGAUGAAGACAUCGAGUACAGCAGCAGUGAUGAAGGAGAAGAUGAAGAGGGGGAGGAGGAAGAAGAAGAUGGUGAUGAUGAUGAUGAUGAUGAUAUUAUAAUGUUUGAAAUCUAUUAAGAGGUAGAACCACAGCAGGAGAACCUCAGAACUCGAGUCUAAAUGUGAGAUGAGUGAGUUCAGGAGAAAACACUUUUAGGGAUUUAAAGAGUUUAACACUUAAAAAUUGUAGGUGAUCGAGCUUCAGAUUGAUUAAAUAGCGAGAAGCCAUUUGAGGAGAAAAAAGGUUUUUCAGGGCAUUUAAGGUGGGUCCUGCUUUAUUACCUACUCUAGAAGCCCUGUCUUGAAAAUAGGGUCCCUGUGCAAAAUUCAUGUUGUAAAACCAUUAUUCUGCUAAUAUUAUGCCUACACUGUGCAUGUUCCUAACCACACAACCAAGCUGAGCAUAGUUGUGUGGUUAUAUGCUGGAUUACUGGGGGCCCUCAAGCAAAUCAGAUGUUACUUGUGGAUAAAGGAUACAAGAAGACUGUGCCAGGGUUGUUGUUUUGUUUUGUUUUCUUUGAAACUUUUGAUUAGCCUUUCAAAAAAAAGUCAUGGUAGGCCUAAAAAUAUAAGUAUUUUUAACAUAGCUAUUUGAAAAGUAAUACUUUUUCUUCAAUGUUAAUAAAUACUGUUUUCAGACACAUAUAUUUCUAACAAAGUAUUUUUUAAACAAUGAUUCAUCUUUGAGAUUUUUUGUUAUAGUA